AUGUCCGAACUCGACAAAACGAUCACUCCCGCGCCCACUCUCCCGCCUCCCAAGUUCAAAGUCGUGCCCUUUAUCCCAAAGGUAGAGCGAGACGUCCAUGAUCUGGAGAACAGAGUAGAGUCCUUCGUCGACAAAGUCGAGGAGAAGGUCGAGGCGUUCUUCGAAGCGGCGACAAAGCCCUUCGUUGGCGACCCGGCGGUGCAGCAGAUCAUUGGCGUCGACGAGUUCCAGAACUGGGGGAAGAACGUCGGCUUCCGUGCGAGCUAUCAGCUCGUUGUGCGUUCUAUCGACGGCGUGUGUAAUGUCGUCAAGUGGGCCGCCUCCCAGGGCAAGAGAGUUCGCGUCGCUGGGUUCCGGCACAGCUGGAGCGAGGUUUUUGGACAGAACGGGGACGUUAUCAUCAUGUUCCUGCCAUUUGAUACGCUUGUGACGCUGCCGUAUAAGAGUCCGCCUCCGGAUUGGAAGACCGAGCUGUCUGGAAUUACACCUGCUACUAGUGUUGCUGGGAGGACACCUUCGCCUGGGCAUUCAUUCUUCAAGAUUAUGGCUGGUACCACGAACGAUCAGUUCCGUCAGUGGUGCUUUGACAACAAGAAGCACUGCUUGCCAUUUAAUGUUAUCAUGGUCGAGGUCACCUUUGGCGGAACGAAUGGUCCGAUCUGUCAUGGCUCCAGCCUGUCCUCCACCACUCUUUCAGACCUCGUGGUUGAAGUCGAGUACGUCGAUGCCAAGGGCAUGCUCCGCAAGGUGAACGAUAGGAACGAGCUCCGCGCAGCAAGCGGCGCAUUCGGGCUCCUUGGUAUUGUCGUAGCACUGACGCUACAGCUCGACGACAUGGGCGUGACAGACAUGAUGCCCUUGAAGGUGCCGAUGCCGCUCGCGAUCCCGCCGCCUCCGGGCUUCGACAUCCCGUCCGAAGUGAAGAAAAUAAUCGCCGACAAGAAUAUCACAAAUGAGGAUCUGGCGAAAGCGCAGAAGGAAUUCGAAAGGCGCUGCGAGACAGACUACUAUCUCGAGUGGUUCUGGUUCCCCUAUCAGGACGACUGCUGGGUCAACACAUGGUCGACGUCCGAGAACGGCUCACGACGUGAAUAUCCAAGCGUACCCAGGAGUCGGUCUUCUGGAUGGCGUCAAGUCUCAGCAGCGUCCUUGGCAGAGUCUGUGGUGAGCUACACGCCCUUCCGGUGGCUACCUGGCCGACUGCAGGCGUUCACGAUGGGCGCCGCGGCCAUGCUUGCGCUGCCAAGCAUCUCGGAUCCGGCAAAAGCUAUCCGAACCCUCCAGAGUGAGGCAGAGCAUUUCCGACGCGGAAUUCAGAACUAUAGGUGCUGGGACACCGAGUGGGAAAUACCGGUCCCCACGGUUCAAGGGAAGCCGAAGUACGAGGUCAUCCAGCGCGCCUGGUGGGAUGCUAUCGCCGCGAUGUACUCACGCAAGGACGCGCCGGUGCGCGUCGCGCUCGAGAUGCGACUCACGGGCGGGUCAGACGUGCUGCUCGCGCCACAGCGAGGCAACACGGCGACGUGCUCAAUCGAGGUACUCACGACACUGAUCACGCCGCGGGAUGACUGGGCGACGUUCAUGCAGCAGGUUGCAGACAAGUGGACGGCUUACGACCUGCGGGAUGAGCAGGGCCGGACGCUGUACCCGCGGCCGCAUUGGGCCAAGCAGUGGAAGGGCCUCAUCGUGCGUGGGAAGCCGGUUGAGCAGUAUCUCAGGGAGGACGCAUACAAGGAGGCGUUCGCUGAGUUUAGGGAGGCGUUCAAGGGUAUUGUGCAGAGGAACCAAGGGACUGUCAAAGAGACUCUAAGGGUAUUUGGAAAUGACCUUAUGGUUAGAUUAAUUUUCCCGUGA
Molecule: messenger RNA, 1854 nt
Organism: Phanerochaete carnosa HHB-10118-sp
Lineage: Eukaryota; Fungi; Basidiomycota; Agaricomycetes; Polyporales; Phanerochaetaceae
Exons: 7
Coding region: 1-1854 (617 amino acids)
Cellular component (GO): mitochondrion; membrane
Molecular function (GO): FAD binding; D-arabinono-1,4-lactone oxidase activity
Source: RefSeq, a predicted model, not a curated record